AUCAGACCGAGAUAUCAGCUAAACGUCUCUAUUUUAUUCUCUCGCUCUCUCAAAUACAAACGGCCGCUGCACCGUCUGCGUUGACUAAAAAGCGUUACUUGGAAAUGGAACACAAUUUACAAGGAGAUAAACUGUGUACUGGCUUAAAGAACAUUCUAGUCAGAGGUAGCCAGAAAAAGGAGAGUACUUUUGAGAAACACAAGGGGGGCUGUCAGUGACGCUGGUUUACAGAGCACGUCUGAGUGCGUGUGUGUAAGCACCUGGUGCCAGUCUCUGUUGUAUAGGGAUAUGGGAAAACCCAUUCUGAACUCUACCUCCCUCCUGUUAUUGUGCACAGAGCCUGCAAGAGGACAGCUUUCUCCUGUGGAGGAUGCCUAACAGGCUGAAGACGCAGUCCUGAAGAUUGAUGGAGGGCCAUGCUAUUCAAACAGCAGGCGUUGCUGAGACAGAAACUCUUUGUGCUAGGCAGCCUUGCUAUUGGAAGUCUCCUGUAUCUAGUUGCCAGAGUUGGGAGCUUGGAUAGGCUCCAGCCUAUUUUCCCCAUAGAUGAUCGUUCAGGCUCCCACAUCUCUGAGCAAAUCCCCCUGCGCACCCUACAGUUCCAGCGUGGCCUGCUACACGAGCUUAGGAAAGGCAAUGCACUGAUAGAACAGAUUCGACUUCACAACCUGGUUCAGCAGCUCCCACAGGCGAUCAUCAUCGGAGUGCGGAAAGGGGGCACCAGAGCCCUGCUGGAGAUGCUGAACCUGCAUCCAGCAGUGGUCAAAGCCUCCCAGGAGGUCCACUUCUUUGAUAACGACCCCAACUAUGCCAAGGGCAUCGAAUGGUACAGAGGGAAGAUGCCCUUUUCUCACCCGCAUCAGAUCACCAUAGAGAAAAGCCCUGCCUACUUCAUCACUGAGGAAGUUCCAGAACGAAUCUUUAAAAUGAACUCGUCCAUCAAACUGCUUCUUAUCGUGCGGGAGCCCACGACCAGAGCCGUUUCUGAUUACACUCAAGUGCUGGAGGGCAAGGAAAGGAAGAAUAAGACCUACUACAAAUUUGAGAAGUUAGCCAUCGACUCCAACACCUGUGAGGUUAACACAAAGUACAAGGCAGUGCGCACCAGCAUUUACACAAAACAUUUAGAGAAGUGGCUCAAAUACUUCCCCAUCGAACAGUUUCAUAUCGUGGACGGAGACCGGCUCAUAACGGAUCCCUUGCCAGAGCUUCAGCUUGUGGAACAAUUCUUAAAUCUCCCGCCAAGAAUUAGUCAGUAUAACUUGUACUUCAAUGCCACCAGAGGGUUUUACUGCUUGCGAUUUAACAUUGUCUUUAACAAGUGCCUGGCAGGUAGCAAAGGGCGAAUACACCCAGAGGUGGAUCCCUCUGUUGUUACCAAACUGCGCAAGUUUUUUCACCCUUUUAAUCAGAAGUUUUACCAGAUCAUUGGAAGAACAUUUAACUGGCCAUGAAGCUAAAUGUUUACAACAAUUACGUUGAACUAGCAGACCUUUAAAAAAAUGUCUGUUGCAAACUAUAAAAAAGCACUUUUAUUAUUAAGAUAAAGACAAGCAAAUUAUGAAGCGACCAAAUAUGAAAUGGGAUCAAUGUUUGUUUUAUUUAUUUCUAUAUAAAAUGUAUUGCCAGUUUACAUGUCUAAAUUCACUAAUAUUUUAAGUGACCAUUCUAAUCAUAUAACAUAUAUUUACUGUUUAAAAUGACAGAUUUGAUAGAUUUCCAUUUGUAUCUGUAUAUGAUUAUAAUGUAUGUCUUUAAAUGAAGUGUUUAUUUUGUAAAAGAAACAUUUAAAAAAAAAAAAAAAAAAACAUAAAACGUCAGCCCAGAUUUUCAACAUUUGCAAUUUGUAGCAUAAGAUAGAUAACGUUGCUCAUACAACGUUUUGCAAAAUAAAUUACCCUCUAAAAACAAACAAAAAAAUGUUUGAUCUGCACAAAAGAUACUAAAAACAAACA
Molecule: messenger RNA, 1955 nt
Organism: Polyodon spathula (Mississippi paddlefish)
Lineage: Eukaryota; Metazoa; Chordata; Actinopteri; Acipenseriformes; Polyodontidae
Product: heparan sulfate glucosamine 3-O-sulfotransferase 5
Exons: 3
Coding region: 417-1454 (345 amino acids)
Molecular function (GO): [heparan sulfate]-glucosamine 3-sulfotransferase activity
Source: RefSeq, a predicted model, not a curated record